AUGGCAGACACUUCUGUAGGCGUGCAGCUCUUCAGCCAGGGCGUCUUCAGCCCACCAGCUGAUUCUGCAGACCUUGUUGCGGCCUCUCCGGCGAUCGACCUGACUGCAACCGCUGGAGGUGGCAAUGCCGUGUACAUCUGGAGGCGCGGCGGUGAGGUUGUGUCUAAAUUGUCUGAGAGAAACAAAAAAGUCCAGGCCGUCGCAUGGAAGGCCGAUGGCCAAUUCCUUGCCAUAGCCUGGAACGAUGGUGUGGUGCGUCUGGUCGGGUUGGAGAGCUCCAAAGCUGUCCAUCUCAUCCGCCUGUUUGAGGGCGAGCCGUCUACUGUUACCUUUAUCAGCUGGUCUAAGAAUCUGGUUGGUAUCCCUGAAACCUGGCAGGCCAAAGUCCUGGAAACCCUCGGCGAGGAGGACAAUGAUGCCAUCUUAGACUUGCCACGGACCUUGAUGUUUCUGGAAGUCGAGGACGACCUGCCGAAACUGUUACCGCUGCCCGUGUCGGGUGGUUUAGGGACGUCGCUUGAGGUCAUGUUCCCUGCUCUUAAACCAAGCGAGGGUGGUGCCAUUCAUAUCAUGGUGUUAGGAACCGAUGAUGGGGGCAUCCACGUCUGCAUCUACGACACCUUUGUCAUGGGCACCUUCAAAGUCCCGUUGCCGCUCAGUUCGGGGACACAUCCGGAGGCACAGCAGCCGCUGCUUCGACUUCGUGGACACGCUAACCAUCCGGCCAGCUCGACACACUCUCUGUUGCUGUCCAACGAAGACGCUGAUGUGAAUGCUGUUUACCUCAUACCGAUGGACUUCUCCUUCAUCUUCUCCUCGCCCCUGAACCUGUCGCUGCUCGAUUAUAAGGCCACUACGUUCCAGAAAAUCCUCCGCUACAUCAAACAGACCCAGAUCCACAUGCAGGGCGAAUGGCAAGCCGCCAGAGAACUUCCCGCUCGAUUCCUGGUCAGCAUUCAAGAGGACCUACAACAAGAGCCUCGCUUCAAGACCAUCGACCAAGCCCUGCGUGUUGCUGCGCUAACAGGCUACGUUCCUCCAGCCCUCAAGUUGUGGCUCGUGGAAACCAUCUCAGAGCGGGGUCACAAGCGAUGGGACAAAGCAGUCAUGUCUGGACUGGAGAAUCUCCGUGACCUCAUCCACGAGAACAUGAUGCCGGCGCUCGAUCGCGCAAGCCUGGCCCUGAGUCGUCUCCAAGGCUUGGCCGAGUUUCACAGCGACGACGACAUUGGAUUUACAGGAGAUCAGAUAGGGCGGCUCAUAAACAUGCUGUCUUGUCUGAUUGUGGCAUCGCACAAUGCCCUGGCUCUGGUGACGUCCGAGCUGGAGCUUUUUGUCAUGUUCUCGGCCUGGCUACGGCUGCUGAUUGAACGACUGGCGCUGCCGGGCCAGGCGGAAGAGCAGGCCGAAAAGGAGCCGGUGAUGAACGUAACGCCGGUAUUGGACUAUAUCACGAACCACCUCCUUUCGAGCCCGCUUGAUCUACACUUCGGCAAAACCGCCACGGCAGAUUGGGAUGCCGACUGGAAGGCAAUCGAAUCGAGCUCCGAGAACCUCAUGGACAAGCUAGAGGCAGAACUGGAGAAAGUCGACAACAUCGGGGUGGAGGAUGGACUCUCACUUAUGCCCAAGAACGGAGCCCGGAAGCGGCGUGACGAUAAAGCAUCUGCAAAAGACGCCACAGAGAGACAAGGGAAACGACAGUCUGCAGACGGCUUACAGCUUAAUGAGCCGGCCAACGAGGAAGACGAUGGGCGCGAACCGGAAACGCAAGGGGGUCCCGGAGUUGAGUACAUGAAGGCAUUCCCCAAAUUCGAGUUCCUGACUAAGCUGCUUGCAACACAUGCCGACCGGACUCUGAAAGAUAUUGCCGAGUCUGGCAGACGCCACGUCCAUUUUGGCCCUGUGACGCGACUAGAUGUCGGGGCACCGGUGAAGCAAGCAGAGGUUGCCAUGAAGGCUGUGCUGAAAACUGAUCUGGAAGAGAGCGCGGACGUGUUGGCAUUCACGGUGAUCACCUCGGACGAAAGCACAAAUGAUUUCCGUCUUUUCCGCACUGCCAUUUCCACGUCGGGUGGCAUCAGCACUGCUGUAUCGACCCAGGUCUGUGCUGUUGCACUUGCUGGCAACGGCAGCAUUACAGACAUCCGCUUCCUUGGCGCAGAGCUCAUUCUUGUUUUGUGGACUUGGACGGCAUCGGACCGGCCGCCACUUUUGGUCGCCAUACCCGUACAAUCACCAAGCAUUCGGUACGAAAAGUAUACCGAAGGAAGCACGGGCAGCACAGAGCCGCAGACGAUCCAGCUGGACCACGGCACAGUCCGGGAAGGAGGUGGCCUCACUUCCAGUGGUCUCUGCUGGGUGGCAGACCUCAGCAGCGCUGGCAGCUCUGGUCGCGUUGUCCGCAUGGAGGUGCUGGGUCCAAAGACUAGCGAUGACGGAAGCGGCACGCCUGCAAGGGUUCAACUGCUAUAUGCAGACGGGGCAACAUAUCGCGCCUUUGCGCUUCCGUCUGUGGCCGAGAUGUUUGAUGGCAGGUCAGCAUAG
Molecule: messenger RNA, 2547 nt
Organism: Grosmannia clavigera kw1407
Lineage: Eukaryota; Fungi; Ascomycota; Sordariomycetes; Ophiostomatales; Ophiostomataceae
Product: anaphase-promoting complex component cut20
Exons: 7
Coding region: 1-2547 (848 amino acids)
Biological process (GO): positive regulation of mitotic metaphase/anaphase transition; protein K11-linked ubiquitination; anaphase-promoting complex-dependent catabolic process
Cellular component (GO): anaphase-promoting complex; nuclear periphery
Molecular function (GO): protein binding
Source: RefSeq, a predicted model, not a curated record